Molecule: messenger RNA, 2055 nt
Organism: Colossoma macropomum (tambaqui)
Lineage: Eukaryota; Metazoa; Chordata; Actinopteri; Characiformes; Serrasalmidae
Gene: st6galnac5a
Product: ST6 (alpha-N-acetyl-neuraminyl-2,3-beta-galactosyl-1,3)-N-acetylgalactosaminide alpha-2,6-sialyltransferase 5a
Exons: 5
Coding region: 136-1110 (324 amino acids)
Biological process (GO): oligosaccharide metabolic process; ganglioside biosynthetic process
Molecular function (GO): alpha-N-acetylgalactosaminide alpha-2,6-sialyltransferase activity
Source: RefSeq, a predicted model, not a curated record
AGAGAGCGGAGCGCGCUGUGCAGAUGAGGAUGGGAGCCCUUCUGUCCACAUAAUCUCAUGUAGCGCUCCAACAUCGAGGACACAAAAGUGGACCUGCAAGCGCCGAUCUGCGGGGGAAGAUCCCAGCUCUGCAAAAUGAGGACAGCCAUGCGCCAUGGAGCAGCCGUGUUUCUGGCCAUCACCAUGUGCACCAGCUUGUUCUUUGUGUAUAACGUGAAUAACAGCGAUGGGGGCAGAUCCAGCGAUGGGGCCGGCCAGACAGUGAAGACCACCAAAGCUCCAGCCAAAGCCCGGCCAGCUCCUCCAGCCCUACAGGGCUACACCAGCAUCAUCGACCACAGUCCCCUGAAGAUGCACUGUGGAAGCUGUGCGCUGGUCACCAGCUCCGGUCACCUGACGGGCGGAGGGCGGGGCCAGGAGAUCGACCAGGCAGAGUGCGUCAUCCGCAUGAACGACGCGCCCACCGGCCGUGGCUUCGCACAGGACGUGGGCCGCCGCACCAGCCUGAGGGUCAUCGCGCACUCCAGCAUGCAGCGGGUCCUUCGCAGCCGCCACGAGCUGCUGAACUCCAGCCAGGACACCGUCUUCAUUUUCUGGGGCCCCAGCAGCUACAUGAGGCGAGACGGCAAGGGAUUAGUCUACAACAACCUGCGCCUCAUGAACCAGGUGCUGCCCAAGCUCAAGGUCUACAUCAUCUCCUGGCAGAAGAUGCUGCAGUUCGAUGACCUCUUCAAGAGAGAGACGGGCAAAGACAGGAAGAUAUCCAACUCCUGGUUGAGUACGGGAUGGUUCACAAUGACCAUAGCACUGGAGCUGUGCGACCGAAUCAACGUUUACGGCAUGGUGCCUCCAGAUUUCUGCAAGGAAGCUCAACGCCCCUCCGUCCCGUAUCACUACUACGAGCCCCUGGGGCCGGACGAAUGUGCCAUGUACAUCUCCCACGAGCGCGGGCGGCGGGGCAGCCAUCACCGCUUCAUCACAGAGAAGCGCGUCUUUGCUAAUUGGGCAAGGACAUUCAACAUCCAUUUCUACCAGCCGGACUGGAGCCCGCCGCCUUUGCCCAAAAACACCACAGGGACCACAGUCUUGCCUCAGUCACGGAGAACGUGACUCCAAGUGGGACAUGUUCAGAAGAGCACGAAAUGCUUGACUAAACAUGGCUGACUAAGCCCCAUUGCCAUGUGCACAGAGCUGCUCGAUAGACUGAGAAAGGGCAGUGCUCUGAGAGGACUCGUGCUGUGCCUGACAGCUCCAAGAAGGACGCCUUUUCCUUUUGCACAUCGCUGUUUCUUCGUAUUUGAAUGAAUGGAAUGAUCAGAGAAUCACAUGCUCAAGAAGAAGCAUGUGAUUGUCCGGUCUCUGCUAUGAAUGCGUGGACAUUUCCUAUCCAUGAGAGGUGAUUACUGAUACUUGACACUUUUUACAUACAUAUACAGUGCAUUUGACUGAUGGUGUUCCACAGGGCACUGUCUUAGGGCCGCUAUAAUUUCAAAUACAGAUACCCAGCAUGUGUAGAAGAGUUAGCAAAUCCCAGGGUAAAAUAUGUCAACGUAUUGGCCUUGAGGUGUGUAUGGAGAAAAUAAACCACCGUCACUGCCUGGAAGAUAUCUACAAAAGUGCACUAAAUUGAGGCAUGAAUGUCAUUUGAACACCAUGUAUAGGAGAAGAAAAUUGAGUUCAGCCAAACUGGAAAGGUUUUAAAAGAGGUUAUGAGAAGAAAAUAUUAAUUCAAUCUCAUACAAAUUGAAUUUAAGCAGACAUCUCAUUUAUUGAAUUUAAUUGAUUUCUCUUUUUAUGUUUAUUUUUCUGAGCAGAGCUUGUUUUUGUCUCUGUUUUACUUUGCUGAAUUCUCAGGAUCUGUCAUUUCUUUUGUAAAAUGAAUUGUACAUAGUAGAAAAUAACUCACACAAGGAUGCAUAGAAGUUAUCAAAUUGUAUUUACAGUUUUAAUGAAAUGUUUUAGAGCCAUAUUUGUGUUGGCAUCGAAACGUCAUGGUUUGAACUUUCAUUGUUAUGAAUUUGAAAUGCCCAAAUUAAAGACUGCAGUUGAAUUUCA